CCAGGUCAAGGAAGUGCAGGAAAACUGCUCGCUAAAAAUAUUUUUUUGUUAUUUUUAACAAAUGCAAUUAUGUGAAAUAGUCCUUUGUUUUUCUUCCAAAAUGGUAGUGAGGUAAAAGAACGAGUUGUUCGUUAUGAACGAAGAAAGUGCAUGCGUAAUUGAGAGGACAGAAGAAAACUAGGUGGUGUGACAGAAAAGGAAAUACCGCAUAGGGUUUUCCAUUCAGAAAUUAUCAAAAUUUUCCUUUAAACAAUUUUUUUGCUCGUCAUUAUGAGAUUAUAUGAUUUAUUAACGGUACAGGACAGCUUAGUUUUUGCAUUUCAUAAUAUAAAUAAUUGUCAUAACAUUUGACCCAGUUACGGUGCCGUGUGCGUUGACCUAUGGAUGUGAAUGCGGACUAAGCACGAUGUUAUUUUUAGGAUACAGCUUUGCAGAUAAUUAAAUAUUUAUAGAUGCUAUUCGUGCAAAAAAAAUUACGAAAUAAAUUACAAAAGCUCCUGUAAAUGUUUUACUUCAUAAGGGUGGAACAACAUGGUUGAUUAUUCCAAACAAGGCAAAGGAAACUAUAGAACAAAUAAAAGAAAACCUAGCAAAACAUUAACUAAACAUGAUUCCAUUUAGAAGAAUAUUUCCUUUGAAGGGAUCAAUUUAUUCAUAGUAUUUAAUUUAUAACAGUAUUUCAAAUAUUUAUCCCCCAUAGUGAGACAGAGAACACUGAGUAACAGCCCACACUGCCAUUUGUGAUUCCAAACCCAAUCUGACAACUUAAAAAUUGUAAAAAAAAAUAUUGAAAAAGCAUAUCAUCUUUUGUAGCAGCACAAUUAAAAAAAAUUGUGUUACUCUAUGCAAAAAAGGUUAUUGCUCCUUAAAUCAAAAAUGGAUUUAUGUUGAUUUAACAACUGAAUUACAUACAAUGGUUACUUAACAAAAGAAAAUCAGAAAACAAAGACAAUAUGAUAUUUACUGACUGAAUCACACAGUAGUAAGGGUAUAAUUUGUACCUGGGCCUUAUGCCCUAAGGCCGGGGUAACACUCGGCAGUGAUGAAGAAGCAAAAUGUUCGCACUCUAUCGUUAAUUGUGUGCACAUUUACAUAUUUAUUAGUUGGAGCAGCUGUGUUUGAUGCAUUAGAGUCUACUACAGAGAGACACAGAUUUGAAGUAUUGCAAGCUAUAGAAGGUAUAAUAAUAAGGAAAUACAACAUCACGGAGGAGGACUUCCGUGUGAUGGAGACAGUGGUGCUCAAGUCGGAGCCUCACAAGGCUGGCCAGCAAUGGAAGUUCACUGGAGCCUUCUACUAUGCCACCACAGUACUCACCACCAUUGGUUAUGGGCACUCGACACCGGCUACGAUCGGCGGCAAGCUAUUUACAAUGUUCUAUGCCAUCGUGGGGAUACCACUGGGCCUCAUCAUGUUCCAGAGUAUUGGUGAACGUGUCAAUAGGCUUAGCAGCGUCAUAAUAAAAUCAAUAAAGCGAGCAAUGAACUGCAAACAAACGAACGCGACCGAAGUGGACCUGAUAUGCGUAGUGACUACUCUCUCGUCACUGACUAUCGCCGGGGGCGCGGCCGCCUUCUCCACCUGCGAGGGAUGGAGCUACUUCGAUAGUGUUUACUACUGCUUCAUCACGUUGACUACUAUUGGUUUUGGCGACAUGGUGGCACUGCAAAAAGACAACGCGCUAAAUAGGAAGCCUUCAUACGUUAUGUUCGCCCUUAUCUUCAUACUGUUCGGACUGGCGAUAGUCGCCGCCUGUCUCAACUUGCUGGUGCUGAGGUUCGUUACCAUGAACACGGAGGACGAGAAGAGAGAUCAACAGCAAGCAGAACAGGCGCAGCAAGUGGCAGUGCGUCUGGAAGGCGACGUGAUCACGGCGGACGGCGCUGUUCUGCGGGGAGUGUCGCGAGGCACUCGCUUGCCGGCGGACCCCAGACAUAUGCACAUCGCCACCGCCACUGGAGAUACAUCACUAGUUCCACUGUACGUCGAUGAAGAGUAUGCGCCGAGUGUAUGUAGCUGCUCUUGCAACUGCUUCGGACCUAAUAAAUCAAUACAUUACCGCGAUCCACUCUCGCCUGUUCCGCCUACAAACAUCAAACAUAUAAAGUCUAAAAACUACAGCGAAUUAGGUAGCAUACCACGGUUUAUAGAGAAGUCAUCGUCGAAGAACCGCUCCCAGUCUCUGAGACUCAAUUCAGCCUCCGGGUAUUUAUAUAUGAACGCGAAAACUAAUGAGUUCCAACUAGACCCUGAAGACUUCCGAGAAAUGGUGUCCAAAAGACGGGAGCAGCUCCGCAGGGGUAUGAUGAUGUACGAGAUGGGGUGCAACAACAACGAGCAGUACCUCAACCCGUACCGGCACAGCAUCAGCACCAAGAUGGAGACCAGCCCGCAUAGUUCCUCUCUGUACUCAAUGAACUUCAGAUCGGAGAACCGAAGCAACGACCCCCUAGUCGACGAUUACGACUCUGAGAAAUCCAGUUAUGCUAAGAAGAAGCUCAUGAAGAACAUAGCUAGGAACACGAGCAACAAACGCAAAGAGAACUAUUUCUACGACGAUGCCGUGCUACAUUUCGACGACGAGUACGCGUUCGAUGGAUCCAUCUUGUUUGCUAAAAGAAGAAAAUCCAUAGACAGAAACUGGGAUGAGUACGCCUGUGAGAUGCCAAAGAACCCUCACUACGGAGCGGACCAGGUGUCCAACGAUGGCAGCUACGGAUACUACCUGCCCGAUGACGAAGAACAGGAGCAGUAUUUUGUGAAUGACACCCUAACGUUUAAUCUUCCACCACACCGAGCGAGUAUAUAGUGAAAGUGCCAAGUGCAACUUGUGCCAAAUUGACAACUUAGUGCCAAACUAUACAUUAGUGUUAGUUUCGAAACUCAAAAUAAAUGGGCCAAUUAAUUAAAAAAAUAUGGUUAAAAUAAUAGACUUUUACAAUUUUGCGGUAGUUUCGAAGUUUGAAGUUAUAGCUUUUACACAUAGGGGUGAUAGUGGUCGCAUUUUUUUAUUAAUGUUCUACGAAUACUGAGCUUGGCUUCCUUGUAGAUAUUGUAAUAUAGUGGUUUUAAUGGUUGCUUGUUGCGCGGGAGUACGGGUGUCGUCAUGUUGUCAUAUACUGAAAUUUCUGUAUGAGGUUUUACUCUCUGCAAUUCGCCAUAACACAAGAAUGGCUGAUUUAGUUCGAACUUUAGUUCAUAUCCCUUUAUACUUCGAUGGCUAUAUAAAAGAAAUAUAUCUAAAUAUUAGUGCUUCAUAGAACACAACUGUUGAACAACUGAGAUUAUCAAAAUAAAGUCCAUACAUGCAAAUAAAUAAUUUGAAUAUCCCACGACUGGGCACAGUUCUCUAUCUGGAAGUCUACGUCAUAUCAGCCGUUAAGUUUGGCAACAGCAGUUAGGCUUUUGAUGAUACUUUAACAGAGACUCUGCUGCCUUUAAAUUCUUUUAGUCGCCUCUUACGACACGGAAAGAAAAGAGUGGCCUUCUAUCACACGGCGAAAAUCACUAGUUAUUUGAAUAGAAUUAUUUUGUUUAAUUUCGCUACCAUUAAUAUGUAUGUAAAUGCCAACACUCGAACAUUGACCACUACUGGUACUACCAAAAAUUCUACAGUCUUCCUUAUUAGCCAUCAAUCUCCGACUGCUAUUUUGUUCACGCACGUAUUGCGACACGUCUUACUUUUAAAUAAGGCAUCUUCAGGCAAAUGAUUAGAUGCUGCUCGUAUUCCAGUAUUAACCAUUAGCAUCCAAACUGCGAUUAAAAAAAACUUCAAUAAAUCGCAGUUUGGGUGGCGAAUGUUCACCUUUUACGAGAACCUGCACUCCAAUUAUACCCUGGAAAUUAUUUUUUUUUUUUAAUAUACAUUUUUUAAUCAUCCGCCUCGUUACCUCGCAGGAAAGUUAGUAUACGACAAUAAUCAACUAAAUUUAUUUGCAUUUUAACUACUGCGAAUACAGAGAUUAUAUUAAUAUUAGGUGGGAUGACGCGUUAUGGAGGCCCGAACACGUUAUAUUAAAAUUAUUUAGCAAUAUAGCUGUUUAUUAUCGCUUCGAAUCGCGAAAUGGCAAGUUGAUAAACACUUGUUUAUAAAUACGCUUUGAAAAUGCAUUUGAGAUGUAAUUUAAUGCCCAAUAUUGAUAGUUGGUUGUUUUAUUACUACAUUCAUUUGUGUAUUUACAAUUAUAUUCCAGGAAGUGGGGUCUUAAAAAAGACGCAUAUGUACUGUGCAGUAGGCAUUCUAAGUUCUGGGCUGGACAAGGCUCAUACGAGGGCCGUACUUAGACAAGCCUGUGAUUAUGUUAGAAAAUAUUGCGUUGUAGAAGCGUAGUCGUAUUGAAUGCAGCAUUUUGCGUAUUACGAAAUUCGCGUAAUAAUCUCGUACUACUCGUGGAAUACUGCGUUCUAUACAAAUAAAACUAAAUGUUCUGUAAUAAUUUAUAGGCACACGACAUGUGUUAACACACUGCAAUCCUUCACACUACGUUCUCCUAUCGAAGUAAAUCUGUUUGUAAACUCAGACUUGCGGAAGACUUUGGUGUCCCAAAAACAGAGCUUAAAACAAUUUUUUUAUGGUUGUUUAAAAAAAUAAGAAACGGGAGACCGCGCAGCCCGAUGCCCCAUAGAUUGCCAGGCUAUGGGCGAUUGCCCACGUCGCCCACGCCUUACACCACCUCUGUUUCUUCGUUUCUUAUUUAUAUACCUAUGCUUUUUGUCUAUGUAUAUAUUUAUAUGUCUAUUAUAUACGUAUGUGUGCAUUUCAAAAGUAGAAUAACCAACGACUUUGACUACUUCUCAAUGAGAUAUCAAGAUAAAACAUAUACCAGAUUUUAAGUUAGACCUUCAGGAAUACAAGUGCAAAAACUGGUUGUCGUUUUACAUGUACAUAUGGUACAGUAAUUAUUGCAUGAUGCCGGAACAAACACUUUUAAAAUUAUUACUUUGGUACCUAUUUGUCUUAUUAAGACCCCCUUUUACUGAUAUUUCUUAAAUAUCUUCCAUGUAUAGAUAUCGUCUGAUAACAAUUUUAUUAUAUUAUAUAUAUAAUAAGAUAAUUGAUAAUUUAGCAAUGCCCUUAAAACAAAGCAUAUUGACGGUUCCGGACAUUUUUAUACAACAUAUCGUCAGUGAAAUUCUAACAAUGCGUAAUUCAAAACACAUCUUACAGGAGAGCAAAAAACCUGAAUAAUAUAUCUAUUUCUUUUGUAUUAAUAUUAUUUUUAACAAUAAGUUCCAAUCUAGAAUUAUCAAUUAAUUAAAAUUCAAAUUUGGAAUUAAGAAGAUCCGCUAUAGUUUUAACAAUCGAAUCAAAUCAGAACACGAAAAUUAAAAAAAAUAUAUACUUGCAUAUUUUUGGAGCUUCACUAACGGUAUAUUAAAACUUUUAUGGGUGUACCUAUUGCUUACACAACCAACUAUCAUGUAAGGGUCAUAUAAUUAUAGUUUGCUCUCAGACACUAAGAAACAUUGUGUACGAUAAGAAAUAGAUAAGAUCCAAGUAUACUGUAUGCAGCUGUCCAAAAUUAUUUCUAUCUAAUUAGACUAUUCUAAAACAAUUUAAACUAUCAUAUAAAUAUGUAUGUACAGAUUUUAAGGGAAGUCUCUAAAUUUGAAGUGACCAUUCUAUAUAUGAUAUGUGUAUAAUAACUCGAAUUUAAUUACUUUUUUAUCAUCCACCUUCUAACAUAGGUCUGCCUCUAUUCUCGUCACAAAGUAUGGUUCUGUCUUCCAUUAUAUUUAUUAACUCAUUGCCACAUUGUUGAUGUUGUCACCCCAAUUUAUAAGGGGUCGUUCUAUACUGCAUUUGUUUGUUUUCAUUAAUCAGUCGUAAACCUAUCUUCGACACCGGGUAUCAAUCUUUUAAGCAAUACGUUCACUGUCUGAAUCGCUUGCCGAUCCUACAGAUCAUAAAAAUAUAUUUUCAGAAUAAGUUACCUUAUUUCUGAAAACACUUUUUUUAAAUAUAAAAAAUCAAGCCACUAUUUAUGUAUAUAUUUAAAAAAAUGUAUAUCAGUUAUCUACGAUGACGACUACAGGUCUCUUUAACUCUCCUAGGAGGGUUUAGGUGGGGCCCUCAGGAAGGACCCAUUUGCCCCAGCUUCAAAUCUGGUGACGAUUAUCCCGGAUCGCUGACUCGAAGCCCUAUCCUUAUUAGGGUGAGGCGUGAACUCUCUCUUCUUCACUUUUGUUGCGGUGGUGGGUAUGUGGGACCACUUCUUGUCCCCUAAUUAUAUGUAAUAUAUAUAUAUAUAUACUUUCUUCAAUAUAUAAAUAUGUCGUUUAUCUAACACCUAUAAUACAAGCUCUUUUUAACUUGAGACUAGAUGGCGCUAUUGUGUGUCCAGUGGUACUCGUAUUUAUCAACCAAGUUUAAAAAGAAGGAAAUUCUCGAUUCGGUUGUAUUUUUUUUUUAUGUUUACCUCUUAACUAUCAGUUCUAAACCGAUUGGGAUUUUUUUAUCUAUAAGGAUAUACUUGCAGAAGUCUCUCAUUAGAAAUUUAUUUAAAAUCGAUUCAGUAGUUUCGUUUCUAAAUCAGUAUAACUGGUUUUAUCACAAGUUUUGUUUAUUUUUUAAUCUUUAACUAUUUAUAUUAUAUGCACUUAUCUUUUGCCUACUUCAGAGGCCUGUGGAGAUUUCCCUUAAACUUUGUAUACACAAAUUAUUUAGUAUUAAAAAAAUAUAUUGUUCUAAGAUCUUUUGUUAUUGGUGCAACCAUUCAAAAUUUAUGUCCGACCGUAUAUGAGCUUUCAGUUAAACUGGCGAUUGAAAAUAUAAAAAGUCUAUUUAAGUCAUUAUUAUAGAAAUGGGCUCGAUUCUUAGGUGCUAUUUCUCUAAAUCUAUCUCUUAAUCUAAUAAUUUGGUAGUUUCGCAAAAUUACUAUUUUAUGGACCAUCUCAAACUAAAUUUAUAAUAAUUGUGACUCAAAUCUAUUAGAAAAUUAGUUCAUAUUGGUCUUUAAAGAUUUCGCGGUGAUAUCAAAUUGAAAUUUUAAUUUUAAAGAUAAAUAGAGAUGUGGUACUUCAGAAUCGAUUCCAAUAUUGAAAUUGUUUAAAAAAUAUACAAAAGUAUAUUGGCCAUUUUGUUUAUUUUUUUUUUUUUGUUUUGACAAUGCAAUGGUGUAGUGUUGUGUAAAUGGACCUAAUUGUAAGAAAUUAUGAACAAAUUUAAUAAAAUACGAGACUGCCGGUCGUCUAUGAAUUCUUCCGUUUCCUUCUUUGUAAGGAACAAGAGUUUUUGGGUAAGAUUUAAUGAUCUCAAAUAUUACACUGAGUUGUAAUUAUUAAAUUAUUUUAAACAGUAUUAUUUUCAAGGCUUGUGAACGUUAAGAAAUUUUACUUUAAUAAUUUUAUAAGUAAAAUUUAAUAUGUUCAAUUUAAUAUCAUGUAUUUUUGUUUAUAAUAUCAGUAUUAGAUACUGUUUGAUAUUGUUAGUUUACUAAAUAUAAUUAUAGAAGAAUGUACCAUCAGGGUUCCGUUGGUCUACAAGCCGAUCCCCUGCAGGGUAGGCAGAGUGAGCUAACUGAUUUUGACUAGUCUAACUCCAGUAUUAUUUUGCUCUGUGAUAUUUCAUUGUUUUAUAUUUAUUUCUAUUGUGUAAUUGUAGUGUAACUAUAAUGUUGUUAAUGUGGUAUCGCAAUGAGAGAAUUUAAAUUUAAAUUGUUACAUGCAGUGAUAUUAAUGUAUAAUUACAAUUGGCAUUAACAGGCCCAGCUGUCUAAGAUUUUAACUUCAUAAUCCGAUUGCCGAAGAAAGAAGUGUAAAUCUACUUUAAUAUAUAUGUAUGAGAAGAUAUAUGUAUGCAUUGUUUUUAACUUAACUUUCGUUUGCUAGAUAUUAGUAAAUGCACUAAAUUUACAUUAAUUUUGGGAGUGCCAUACGAUAAUAUGACAAGCUCGUUUUGUCUAAUGUAUGAUUUUAAUUUUUUUUUUUUUUUUUUGUUGUUCAUAAUAUUUUAUACAAGAAAAUAUUUGGUUUCUUAGUCAGGUGGGCCUCUUAAAUAUGUAUGUUUAAUUUGCAGUACCCAUGAGAAUUAUAAUACGCAAAAGCGUUUUAAAAAACAAUAAAAUGUUUGCUGUACAAUACAUAAAUGGUAAAUGGUAAUAUAAAUCUGUUGAUAAAGUAUGAUUAUUUGAAAUGAAAAAGGUCAAUAAAUAGUAUACUGUUUCACUGUGACAAGGUUCUAUAAGUUGUAUUAUAUACCACUGUGUAUAAUUUUUAUUCGACUAAGUAUAAAUCUUUAUAGGGUAGAAGUGACACUCCCACCAAUUCAAUAAUAAUACCACUAUUGUAUUACUAGCUAUACUAUAAUUUGUUUUACAAAGUGUGAACAAUAUUUAAAUAUUAUGUACCAUCCUUUUUCCACUUUUCAAACAAAAUAAAGUUAUAAAGUAUUUGUAACUGGGCUUAAUAUCCCUAAUCAGUCGGGGAGAGCACCAUUCGAAAAAAGCAUGUGUUGACGAAUAAUGCAGACUUCAUUAAAUUAAGGUAUUUAAAAAUAAAAAAAGGCUUCCAAAUUUUAUUUUAUAUUUUCAAUUAAAGUAUAUAGAUAUUUAUUAUGUUACAUGAGUAUAUAUAUUUUACCUUGAUCAGGUAAUGAUGGAAAACGUCGGAUUUAAGAGGAAGGGUGUAUUACGGUGGCAUCAAAGGCCUUACAGAGGAAAAUAGUGUCACUUCUACCUAGAUAUUUAUUCUUAUUAUGAUAUUUACAGUACAUAUUCAUAUUUGUCUGUUUAUUUAAUAAUGAGCGCGCCGUUAUAAUUUAUAUAUUUAUUAAUAUUUAUACAUAUAUAUAUAUAUACCUAUGUAUAAUUAAUUAACUGCGUAUUUAUCAUGAGUUCUCAAAGAUUCUUUUGCAUAUCAAAAAACUAGACACAUUUUAUGACGGAUUAUAAUUAACAACUUUAUUCUGAGAUUCUUUCAAAUCUUAGUUUGGAAUCAAAUCCGUAAACUCACGGUAGACUCAUUGGUUAUAAAUGCCAUAAAAUACGCUCUCAGGCUGUAUUUACUUGAUACCGCUUACUUGGUGACAUGCCGCUAAUAUAAUGCAAUGUUAAUGAAUGUGUCUUACCGCUCGGUUGCGAUGUUUGAUUUGGCAAAAUAAGCUCAAUGUAUAUGAAUAAAGGUAUGUAGAUGACGAGGCAUUCCGCCUGAUACUUAUUUAGUCCCCGGAAUUGGUAUCAAGCACCCUAGACUGAACGUUUACGCUAUCUUACGCAUGAGAAAGAACGAACAUUGCUAUUUCGUUCUAUAUUCUGCAUGCGACAAGGUAUACGUUUUCAAACGAAAUGUAAACGAAUCUAUUUGUAAUAGAUUAGUUUGCUGCACGUCUAUAAGAUUAUUAAUGUCUCGCAUACCGCUAAGAUCAAUCUCAAAAUCGUAACCGAACGGGUACUGGUUGUACUACAUACAUAGACAAGAUAUUCUUGUCUAUGACUGUGAAACAGUGUCUUCUAUAAUAAGGUACGAGGGUCAAGUAAUUAUAGAAUUAUCGAAUUAUUUCCAUUGCGUUCGAAUAUAAAACUCCUAUUAUAAUGUAUAAUAAGCUCGUAUUGUCGAGACGCGGAAUACUAGGUGAUCGCGAUCUGAGCUAAUAUUAAUUAUAAAAUGAAAUUAUAACAUAUAAAUCGGAUUUCAUUAAAAAAUACAUACCACCGAAA
This is a messenger RNA of Galleria mellonella (greater wax moth), 9656 nucleotides long. RefSeq names its product potassium channel subfamily K member 9-like. The record is from RefSeq and is a predicted model, not a curated record. The transcript has 9 exons. Gene Ontology annotation, cellular component: membrane. Lineage: Eukaryota; Metazoa; Arthropoda; Insecta; Lepidoptera; Pyralidae. Gene Ontology annotation, molecular function: potassium ion leak channel activity. The coding region runs from base 1043 to 2809 and encodes 588 amino acids. Gene Ontology annotation, biological process: stabilization of membrane potential; potassium ion transmembrane transport.